Phaeodactylum tricornutum CCAP 1055/1 is the source of this 1149-nucleotide messenger RNA. RefSeq lists its product with no specific name. The transcript is spliced from 2 exons. NCBI's taxonomy places the organism in Eukaryota, Bacillariophyta, Bacillariophyceae, Surirellales, Neidiaceae. The annotation marks the transcript as partial. The record is from RefSeq and is a predicted model, not a curated record.
GCUGCUUUCCAAUCGUCCUCGUCUCCCCGUAGGAUACGAGGCAGAUCUGCAAUACUCCAAUUUCCUCCUUCGCCAUCGGCCCUGUAUAGUAGCAGUAGCGAUGGGACGGAAGAUCAGUCGAUCGAGGCUCUGCAGUCACUAGCAAAGUUUCACGAAGGUUCUUGGCAAGGUAGGGCCAAAUCUUUUGCCGUAACAGCGGAUGUGGCUGCUGGAAUUGUUCAACAGACUUUGGAAUGGGAGGAUAGUGUUUCAUCUAGAAGCAUAUCUUUCAAGAAUUCAAACGUUGAUGUAGACGCUGUCGAUGCGUCAUACAGUUUGGACAGCACUUUGCCUGAUUUUCCGAAUGCACUUGCUGGCACCGACAAGCUCAAGCAGUUCCUUAUUGAGCAUUGUGUGGCAGUUUCAGACGAUGAACGCGCCCGUUGUUUGGUUUUCUAUGGAGCCGACCAAAAUUUAAUUCGAAUAGUUGUUUGCGAGGAAACACGGAUUCCGACCGAAAACGAAGACGUUGUCAUCGGUACAAGCGACAAAGACUCCAGCUUUUCUGCUGCUGAUUUGCUUGAGAUGCAGAGUGAUGUAGAUCGUUUGGUGGACAAAAUGACUGGAGACUCAAAGGUAGGAAGCCAAGAGUCUGGCCACACUUCUGGCACUCCGCAAGAACAAUUGAAAAAGCUACAAGACGUCGUCUCUACGUCUGAAUCGACGCCAUCAGACGAAAUUGAUGGCACCGGAUCGUCCUUUUCGAAACAUUCAAUUACCUUACUCGAGGUAAGCUCAGGUGUAUGGUUAGGAGACUCGAUCAUUCGAGACGUUCCAAUGGUGCCGAUGUCAAUGGAAGAACGCGGAAAAGGUUUUGGGCCGAAACAGAUAGCCACCAUCAGAUCAAACAACGCAUUCGCCAAAUGGUCUGUAGGGGUACAAAAGGUAGCCUGGCGAUGGAUGUGGAAUUUUGGUGAUGAAAUUCGUCAAGUGAAUGAUAUCGGGAAGUUUAUGGGAGCUCAACUCGAACCUACGCUUGCACAAAGCCUAUCCGGAACGGUAUGUAUCAACGAAGGGCUCUCCCGAAAGAUAAAACCAGACGAUCGAAUGGUGUACAUUGAUUGGAACGGCGAGAACGUGGGCUUUGUGCUGGGCUCUUAUUCGGUACAA